This is a messenger RNA of Staurois parvus, 381 nucleotides long. The record is from the annotation of a GenBank genome assembly. Lineage: Eukaryota; Metazoa; Chordata; Amphibia; Anura; Ranidae.
AUGCAGACUGCAUUUGUGAAACAAACAUUUGUGAAAGACUGUGCAUUAAGUCCAUCCGUGACAUUUCCUGGCUACUAAAUAUUCCACGGUCAACUGUUAGUGGUAUUAUAACAAAGGAAGCAACUGGGAACAACAGCAACUCAGCCAUGAAGUGGUAGACCAAGUAAAAUGGCAGAGCAGGGUCAGCGCAUGCUGAAGCACACAAUGCGCAGAAGUCACCAACUGUCUGCAGAGUCAAUAGCUAAAGACCUCCAAACUUCAUGUGGCCUUCAGAUUAGCACAACAGUGCGUAGAGAGAUUCAUGGAAUGGGUUGCCAUGGCCAAGCAGCUGUAUCCAAGCCUUACAUCACCAAGUGCAAUGCAAAGCAUUGGAUACAGUUG